Quercus robur (English oak) is the source of this 746-nucleotide messenger RNA. RefSeq lists its product as uncharacterized. NCBI's taxonomy places the organism in Eukaryota, Viridiplantae, Streptophyta, Magnoliopsida, Fagales, Fagaceae. Gene Ontology annotation, cellular component: ribonucleoprotein complex; cytosol. Bases 19 to 510 code for a protein of 163 amino acids. The transcript is spliced from 2 exons. The record is from RefSeq and is a predicted model, not a curated record. Gene Ontology annotation, molecular function: mRNA binding.
UACCAUAUCUGCCUAUGAAUGCAACUGUUGAACAACUUGAAGCGGUUUUCAACAAUUUUGGGCCUAUUAAGCAUAAUGGUAUUCAAGUUAGAAGUAGCAAGGUAUGUUUCAUAUUUAACCUCGUUAACUCCAUUUAGAUUUCUUAUUUAUAAUGAUGUUCACAUGUUUUUUAUUUUGCUAUCUUCUAUCCAGCAACAGGGGACAUGUUUUGGUUUUGUGGAAUUCGAAUCUGCCAGUUUGAUGCAAAGUGCUAUUGAGCUAACAAUGACAGAGGGAGGUUUUCAGGACGGGCUGGUUAUUGAAAUGAUAGCUUUAGGGGCUGUGGAAACUUUAGUAGUGGGAAUUUUAGCGGAGGCCGGGGCUAUGGGAGAAAUGACUUUGAGAGGCGAGGUGAUUUCUCAAAUCGAACUCCUGGUAAUGCUGGACGGAAUGAAGAAACUGGCCAUAGGGUCUACCAAAAUGGUGGAUGGAAAAGCCACACACCAAGCCAGUCAAGGCAGCAUGAGCUAGGCUAUGACUGCUCCUUUUGCUCCAGUUUUGUUGAGAAUUGUACCUUUGUCUUUUGAUUACAUAGGAAGUUUAGUCAAACAGCGGCAUUUUUUUUUUUUUUUUUCUGGCUCAAGAGUUUUUAACUUUUUGGUAGCUUUAUUUUUAUUUUAGUUUCUCAGUUAAAUUGGAAAUUUUGUAACUACAUUAUUUUUGGAAUAAUUUUUUUGAAAGGUUAAUUAGUGAUAUGCUUAAUAUAA